Monoraphidium neglectum is the source of this 810-nucleotide messenger RNA. RefSeq names its product putative MutS protein. The record is from RefSeq and is a predicted model, not a curated record. The transcript is spliced from 3 exons. Lineage: Eukaryota; Viridiplantae; Chlorophyta; Chlorophyceae; Sphaeropleales; Selenastraceae. Gene Ontology annotation, biological process: mismatch repair; chiasma assembly. The coding region runs from base 1 to 810 and encodes 269 amino acids. Gene Ontology annotation, molecular function: ATP-dependent DNA damage sensor activity; mismatched DNA binding; ATP binding. Gene Ontology annotation, cellular component: nucleus.
AUGGCCCACGUCGGCUCCUUUGUCCCCGCAGCCUCCGCCACUGUGGGCCUCUGCGACCGCAUCCUCACGCGCAUCCUCAGCCAAGAGCAGCUGGCACUGCACCAGAGCAGCUUCUGCGCUGACCUGGCGCAGGUCGUGGCCAUGCUGCACCGCGCCACCCAACGCUCCGUCGUGGUCAUCGACGAGUUCGGCAAGGGCACGCUAACCUCGGACGGCGUCGGCCUGCUGUCCUCCAUGCUCUCCCACUUUGCGGGCCUCGCGCCGCGCCCGUCGCGGCUGCUGGCUUGCACCCACUUCCACGAGCUCGCGCGGCCCGAGGUUAUGGCGCCCUCGCCCCAGAUCGCGUUCCACGAGAUGAGGGUGCUGAUCGAGGGCGGCGAUGACGAGGUUGGCGGCGGCAGCGGCGGCGGCAGUGACCGUCCGCGGCAGCAUGGGCCGCAGGGCCGGGCGUCAGGGGCGGCGGCAGGGCAGCAGGAGCCCGUGUUCUUGUACAAGCUGGCGCCCGGGCACUCAGCGCCGAGCUUCGGGCUGCACUGCGCGCGGAUGUGCGGCGUCCCCGAUGCGCUGCUGCGGCGCGCCGCAGCCGUCGUCGCUGCCGCGCGCCGCGGCGCGCCCGUCGCGCGGCUGGCGCUGCCGCCGCUGCGGGAGCGGGACGAGCGGAGCCGGGCGCUGGCGCGGCGGCUGGCGGCCGCUGACCUGUCAAACCCUGCCGCUGUCGCGGCGCUGCUCGCGGCGGCCGCCGCGGCCGAGGCGGGGCCAACGGCGGCGGCGAGGCAGAUGGAGGAGAGCGGCGCUGCCGUCGCGGCGUAA